Aureobasidium musti is the source of this 777-nucleotide messenger RNA. The record is from the annotation of a GenBank genome assembly. NCBI's taxonomy places the organism in Eukaryota, Fungi, Ascomycota, Dothideomycetes, Dothideales, Saccotheciaceae.
AUGGCUGAUGCAAGCAAGAAGCGUGCCGCACCCGCAGGUGGUGCCGACAAGAGCAACAAAAUGAUCUUGCCAGGCGAUCAAGGCAUCUGGGCUACAUGCGACAAAGGCAGAGAAGGCAAAUGCACUGGAGAACUUCGUGAUCUGUUCAAUGAGUUGGCCGCAGAAGCUGGUGCUGCCGGCUCUGAUGAUGAGGGUGAUGGUGAGAUCAACAUCGAAGCUGAAAUCCAGCAAGAACUAGCAGACAUCCGCAAGCCUCAGGACAAACCACUGUUCUGGUCAAUAAAGCUGGAUGUUCAGUGCGUUAUCUUCUUCAAGACCAGGGCACCUGUUGAACCUGUUUCAUUUGUACGAAGAAUAUGCGAAGAUGCUGCCAAAGAGAACGCACCCAAGCGCACUAGGUUCUGCAACCGCCUUACACCGAUGACAUUGAUGGGCAAGGCGACUGAAGAUGGUCUGGAAAAGACAGCCAAGCAAGUUCUUGCACCUCAUCUCCACACAGAACCGCGUGUACCUACAAAGCGAAUGGAUAUCAUCCAGAAGGUUGCAUCAAUGGUCGGUCCAGGACACCAAGUCGACCUCAAGAACCCAGACGUCCUCAUCUUGGUCGAGAUCUACACUAUUGAAGCACCCAAGGAGCAACCCGUGGAGAUUGCUCAACCAAAGCCCGAUGAAAAGGACGAGACACAUGUUGUCAAAGAAGAGAUUGACAUGCCAGCCGGAGAAGCGGAAACCGAACACUCAGCUGUAGCUGCAAAGGAUGAGGCAGCUGAGGCUUGA